AUGAGGCUCCCCAUCGUAUGCGGGAACCGCCAGACGGUCGCUGCGACUGUCUUGGCCGGGGCUUUACUGACGAAUUCUGCCUAUGCUGUGCCCUUGGUCGCACGAAUCGGAAGCGAUCCCUUCGCCGUGCUCGAUCCGCAGAACUAUGUGCUACCAGACAACAUGACCUGGGCCGACUUCGUCGCUCCCCCGGGGACCAACUGGUCUGACCCUACUCAAAAGGGUUCGGAGCGAAACUUCAACAUCGCGCUCGUCGCCGUCGACUACACCGACCGGCCCUUCGUCAUCACCCAGGAGGCGGGAUCGACCCCCUUCAAGAACCCGCAGCCGGUCGUGUCGGGACUCAGUCGCAACGAGGUGCCGGCUUUCUACCGCGACUUCCUGAACCAGCCGAGCGAGCUCAAUCGCAACCACACGCUCCAUGAGUACUGGAUGGAAGACUCCGGCGGCCGCUUUGGCGUCGACCUCACGGCCUUUGGGGCGUACCAGCUGCCGAGUCUGUCGUAUCAGUACGGCGUGGAUGAUGAAAGUGGCGGCUUUAACCCGGGUGCUUGCCCGGCAGAAGGACCGUGUUCAGUUGAUCUUCGCACCGAUGCGUACGCAGCAUGGCGUGCCGACGUCGGCAAUGAGACAGCCGACUCUUUCGAACUGGUAUUUAUCCUGUCCGCUGGCCAAGACGAGUCUUCGACAUGGCAAGAGUUCGGCGAGAUCAUGUUCCAGACCCCUGAUGAUGUGCCCGAGGAGUUUGGACCACCAGAUGAGUCCAUACCCAACUAUGCAGCCACCAGAUACGUCAACUGGACGUCGUGGGCCUCAGCAUCCGUCAUCUGGCCUAAUGCCGGUGGUGGUUCGUCUACACAAGCCGAGAGCUCGGGAAUGGCAACGUACGCCCACGAGCUGACUCACCUGCUGGGAAUUGGCGACAACUACAACAACCCCUACAGUGAUCCUCCCCGUCGAUCGUACACCGGGCCAUGGUCGAUGCUUUCGCGCGGCAGCUUCAACGGCCCCGGCGGUCCACACACACGCUGGCAGAUCCCCGCCCAGCAAGGCGGUUCCCUGGGAUCGCUCCACACAAUGGGAGACAAGAUGCGCAUCGGCCUAGUAGCCAACACGAGCGUCCUGAUGGUGUCACGCGCCGCGCUGCCAGUAUCCGGUCUAGUAGUAGCCGAGAUCACAGCGCGGGCCAUCGACCCCAGCGAAACGGAGCUGAUGGGACUGCACGUGCAAAUGGGCGACGAUCUCUCGCCAGUCUGCGACGUGGACGCCGACCCGCUCUGCGACGGCGGCGCCUACAACAACUACGACGUCGAGGUCAUCGACCGCAUGGGCGCCGACUCGUUCACCCCGGACUCGGGCGUCAUGAUCAGCAAGACGAAGGACGUCGAUGACGCCCCCUUCCAGUGGACCAUCGACGCAAACCCCGCGGACAUCAACGUGGUCGACUUCUACCGACCCGACAGCACCGCGUCUAUGCUCACCAUUGGCGAUUACCGCCAGUUGUCCGACGCGCUGUUCCACGCCGGCACGCGCUCCGGCAGCGAGUUCGAGUACGAGGACGAGGCGAACCGGCUGCACUUCUACGUCGUCGACAUCCGCCGCGACGAGGUGGGCGUCCUGCACUACACAGUCGGCGUGCGCUCGCUCGACGGCAGCGGAUCCAGCACCUACGGCGUGGAGCUGGGGGAAGGCAGUGUUGCGGCCAGCUUCGGGGCAAAGGCCACAGAUGCGGGACUGACGUGCGCCUUCGAACUGACCAACUCGGGCACCUACGUCGACGGCGGCGCGGAGCACCCGCAGGAUCUGUCAGCGUACUUGACGUCGGAUAUCUACCGCCUGAGCGCGGCAGUGGAGGGCGAGGGGUGGCGCGUCGAGCUUCCAAACGCGCUUGCUGUGGCUCAGUUUGGUGAGUCGACGAUUGCUAAAGUCGCGGUUGGAGCGGCCGUCAAUGCUACUGCGAGCGCGGUUAUCAAGCUGACGGCUGUGUCCGAGUCUGACCCGUCUGUUGCUGUUACAUCGAACUGCCGGGUGACGAAGAGCUAG
Messenger RNA from Anthostomella pinea, 2043 nucleotides. NCBI's taxonomy places the organism in Eukaryota, Fungi, Ascomycota, Sordariomycetes, Xylariales, Xylariaceae. The record is from the annotation of a GenBank genome assembly.